AUGAGGAGUGAGAUACUUCCCUCAGCCCUGGAGGAAGAGGGCCCCUUGUCCUUCAACCGCUGGUAUAAGUUCCAGCCUCCCAGCCUCAGCCCAGAACACGCAGCUUCUCACACCAUGAGGUUCAGCCGCCUCCUUACCCUUUGCCUCACCCUCUGCCUGUUGGGCACGGCCAGCUCAGGAAAGGCCUCAGCCAGUCUCAGGCAAGAGGCUUCGCAGGAGUCGUCCCAGACUCUCCCUGCCCUGUGCCAGCUUCCCCCAGAGAGGGGCCCCUGCAAAGCCUUCCUGCGCCGGUACUCCUACAACUCUACAUCCAGUGAGUGUGAGUGCUUCAUCUAUGGUGGCUGUCAGGGCAAUGCCAACAAUUUUGAGACCAUGGAGAUCUGUCUGAGGGUCUGCAAACCCCCGGAGACCCGAGUGAACAGCAGCUGAAGAUGACAGCACACAGUCCCAGGCCUUGAUGGAAAGCUGCCACUCCUGCGAGGAGACCCCGUUCUGAGCCCAUCCUGGGACCCUCCAGGACUGGGUCAAUAAAGCAUUCAAAGAUGACAUGGCCUGAAGCCUUCCUACAGGGGACCUGGGCCUGUCCCCCAAAGUUGCUCACAGCCACCAGGGCAAUCAAACCAGUGUUACCCUAC
Camelus dromedarius (Arabian camel) is the source of this 635-nucleotide messenger RNA. Its product is annotated as early lactation protein. The transcript is spliced from 3 exons. The record is from RefSeq and is a predicted model, not a curated record. Gene Ontology annotation, molecular function: serine-type endopeptidase inhibitor activity. Lineage: Eukaryota; Metazoa; Chordata; Mammalia; Artiodactyla; Camelidae. Bases 1 to 429 code for a protein of 142 amino acids.